UGACAGACUGUCACUGACAGUUCGUAAAAAAAUUUCAAGACGUUCAAGACCACAGAUAAUAAAAGACGUAAAUUUUGUAUAGUUAAAUAAUGUAAUAAUCUAAAAUGGAUGUAUUUAAUUUAAUGCAAAAUUAUAAUACUGAAUUGGGGGCAGUAACAGAACAAACUUGGUUUGGUAGUUUAAUAACAUGUGCUUUGGAAUCAAAUAAGGCCCUAUAUACUUUAUUGAUUGCACUAAUAUCUUUAUUAAUUACUAUUGUUAUAGUAUGUAUAAAGAAAUGUCAGCGAAAAGUAAUACCAAAAGAGACAUUGUCUCAAGAAGGGAGCAGAUUUCGAAAAAGAGACAAGGCUUUGUUUUAUGGAAGAAAAAUGAUCAGGAAGGUUAAGAAUAUAUCAGGACAAGUAAGGAAUUCUGGACAGGGUAAAAAGAGAAAAAUGGUUAUGAAAUUUGCUAGAAGAUUGUUGCAAUUAAAAAAAGAAAAUGAAACUGAACAACUCAAGGUUCUUGAACCCCCAGUGGAAUAUUUACAAGAAGAUAUGUUAUCAGAUGAAAGGAUGCCACCAGAUGCUCUAUACAUGCUUCAAAGUAUAAGGGUUUUUGGACAUUUUGAAAAGCCCGUUUUUCUUAAACUCUGUAAACACACCGAGAUUAUUAAUGUCAACGCGGGAAGUUACUUGUUCCGUAUAGGUGAUCCGGAUGAAAAUGUGUACAUUGUCCAAAGCGGAAAACUAAAUGUUUUCAUUACUGGCAGCGAAGGAACAAAUUCCUUAAAAAUUGUCAAACCCGGUGAAUCCGUCACCUCUUUGCUAAGCUUUACAGAUGCCUUAACUGGGAAUCCCAAUCCAUACAAAACUGUUAGCGCUAAAGCGAUUGAGGAUUCAACUGUCGUCAAACUGCCCAUGGCUGCCUUUCAAGAUGUAUUUCAUGAUUAUCCCGAUAUUUUUAUUAGAGUUAUGCAGGUUAUUAUGGUUCGUCUACAAAGAGUCACCUUUACUGCUCUACAUCAGUAUCUUGGAUUGAGCGCAGAAUUAGUUAAACAGGCUCCAAAAGGUAGAUCAAUGAAAAAUCCUACGGCGAGUGUAAUAAAUACAUCGCCAUUAAAAAAGGCCAAAACUGACGGAGCGAAUGGGAAUGAAACAUCUCAACCUAUUCCUGUGCCAGGGCAUAGAAGAAGCAGGUCGUCCUUUGAUUCAAAAUCGUUUUCACCAAAUACUCCUGACAUGGUGGUGGAUGCCGAAAUGUCUGCUGCAAAUAAUAAUCCUGAUUUAACAAAUACACAAAAGAAACGUCAUUCUGUGCCUGACAACAUAGAUGAGGAUGAGUUAAUCGAGCUAGCAACUGAAGCGUUUGUCAAAGAGUUGGGUCUGGAAGAUCCUUCAAUUUUAAAAGGCAAAGUAGAAAUAAGGGAGGUUGCAGCUGGUACUUAUUUGAUGAAAGAAGAUUCAAAUAAGGAUGUGGCUUUGGUUCACAUAAUAUCCGGAGCUUUAAUUGUUUCCCAAAAAAUGACGGAAAGCGAAGAAGAAGUGCACAUGUUUACAGCGUAUCCUGGAGAAAUUGUUGGAGGUUUGGCAGUUAUAACUGGCGAGCCCAGUUUCUUUACAAUCAGAGCAAAGCAUUUUACCAGAAUCGCUUUGCUAUCCAAAAACACAUUUUACAGUAUGAUGAAAGAACAGCCAAAAGUGGUUCUAUACAUUGCAAAUUUGGUGGUAAAAAGGCUUUCACCGUUCGUAAGACAGGUGGAUUUCGCACUGGAUUGGCUUUUUAUUGAAUCGGGAAGAGCCGUUUACAGACAAGACGACGAAAGUGACUCGACCUACAUCGUGCUUUCGGGCCGACUGAGAUCGGUUAUUACGCACAAAAACGGCAAGAAAGAAUUGGUCGGUGAAUAUGGUAAAGGAGAUUUGAUAGGAGUGGUUGAAAUGGUAACCCAAACUAAAAGAAGUACCACUGUAAUAGCUGUAAGGGACUCGGAAUUGGCAAAAUUACCCGAAGGAUUAUUUAAUGCGAUCAAAUUAAGAUUUCCUAUUGUCGUUACCAGACUUAUUAAUUUAUUGGGACAUAGGAUAUUGGGUUCUUGGAAAAAGCCGUCGAUGAGCACCCCAAGCAGCUCUGCUGUGGAUAGUCGCCCAUCCCAAAUGAAUUUUGCAACGGUCGCCAUUGUGGCUGCGUCGGACGAUGUUCCACUAACAGCAUUUUCCUAUGAACUAUACCACUGCCUGAGUGCCAUUGGUUCGACUCUAAGACUGACCUCGGACGUGAUAAAGAAGACCCUUGGCGCCACGAUUAUGGACCCAAACAACGAGUAUCGCCUGUCAUCGUGGCUGGCGCAGCAAGAGGACCAGCACAAAAUAUCUUUGUACCAAUGCGACUUAACAGUGAGCGCGUGGACGCAGCGAUGCAUAAGGCAGGCCGAUUGCAUCCUCAUUGUCGGUUUAGGCGAUAACAAACCGACGUUGGGUAAAGUUGAGAAGGAAAUCGAACGGCUGGCGAUGAGAACACAAAAGGAAUUGGUGCUUUUGCACAGGGAGGACGGAAAACCGAACAACACAAUUGCCUGGCUAAACAUGAGAACCUGGAUACAGUCGCAUCAUCACAUACUGUGUCCCAACAGGCUGUUCUCUAGAAAAUCUCUUUAUAGAAUAAACGAAUUAUAUUCAAAAGUGUGCGCCACAGACCCCAACAUACACUCAGAUUUUUCGAGGUUAGCAAGAUGGCUGACUGGUAAAUCCGUUGGAUUAGUGUUAGGAGGCGGUGGAGCCAGAGGAGCGGCUCACAUCGGAAUGAUCAAGGCCAUUCAAGAGGCAGGUAUUCCCAUAGACAUGGUAGGUGGCGUUAGUAUAGGUGCUUUUAUGGGAGCCUUAUGGUGUCAAGAAAGAAACAUUACAAUAGUAACACAAAAAGCUAGGGAAUGGUCAAAGAAAAUGACUCAGUGGUGGCGUCAGAUUUUGGAUCUAACUUAUCCCAUGACGUCCAUGUUCAGUGGUAGAGAUUUUAAUCAGACAAUAAAAGGCACCUUCAACGAUACGUAUAUUGAAGACUUGUGGUUACCGUAUUUCACGGUAACGACAGACAUAACCGCCUCGUGUAUGAGAAUUCAUUCGCAUGGCUCUCUAUGGCGCUAUGUUCGGGCAUCCAUGUCACUGUCUGGGUACAUGCCACCACUUUGUGACCCUGUGGACGGACAUUUGCUACUGGACGGAGGUUACACUAACAAUCUGCCAGGUCAGUUGUGGCGAUACGUGCGCUCCAGUAUGUCAAUAGUGGGUAUAUUUCCACCACUUUGCGAUCCGGUUGACGGACACAUGCUGUCGGAUGGUUGUUAUGUAAAUAACGUUCCAGCCGACGUUAUGCGUAGUCUUGGGGCGAAUCACAUUUUAGCGAUAGACGUCGGAUCCGUUGACGAUCAGGAUCUAACGAAUUAUGGUGACGACUUGUCUGGUUGGUGGCUGCUUUGGAAACGAUGGAAUCCGUUCACGGAAACCGUUAAAGUGCCAAACCUUCCGGAUAUACAGUCCAGACUGGCUUACGUCAGUUGUGUCCGACAAUUAGAGGAAGUAAAAACCAGUGAUUAUUGCGAAUACAUAAGACCGCCAAUCGACAAAUAUAGGACGUUGCAAUUCGGCAGCUUCGACGAAAUAAAAGAUGUUGGUUAUCAGCACGGCAAGGCCUAUUUUGAGGGUCAAAUGAGGGCCGGCAAUUUGCCGAUAUUCAAGCAGGCCGAGGUACACAGGACUUCUUCCUGCGAACACACUGUUUCAGGGUACACAUUCACCGAUUUAGCACAAAUGGUUUGCAAAGUGGCCAGGCCCUAUGAAGAAGAAGCAUCCAGUUCCAGUUCAUCAGAUGAUGAAUAUGAGGAUGGCCGUGGAGGUUAUGCGUCAGAGCCGACUGUUGGAUUAAGUGACACAGAAAAUCAAGAAUUACUUCAAUUAAGAAGAGCUGGUGGAUCUUUGUCUCUAUCAGAAAAUGAGUUAGAGUCAGACGACGAAUUUGCAAUUACGAGGCAUAAAAAAUAGUGUAAUUAUAUAAUUUAGGUAUUUUGAUUAAGUUACCAAUUUGUCCUUGCUGUGUUAUACUUAUUGUGAAUCGUAAAUUAUUUAGUAAUUUUUUAUAUAAAAAACCUAAAAAUGUGAUCUCUUUAUAUUUUUGUAUUAUUAUUAAAAUGCAUACACAAUU
This is a messenger RNA of Brassicogethes aeneus, 4176 nucleotides long. NCBI's taxonomy places the organism in Eukaryota, Metazoa, Arthropoda, Insecta, Coleoptera, Nitidulidae. The record is from the annotation of a GenBank genome assembly.